AUGUAUAAUCACGGCACUGUUAAUAGGAGCAGUGGCGGGAUACAGAGAGCCAUCGCCGCGAGUAAUGGCGUGGCAGGGUCUGACGGACAUUUUGGCGCGAGUGAACCACAGCUCGAGAUGAUCUCGGUCGACGUCAUUGGCUUUGAGAAGGAGCAGCUGAUCAACAGUCUGAACGGCAUUCCCACGGUGGUCACCAUCAUCAGCACGCGCUACAAGCUCAUCUUUAACGACCCAGACACACAGACUGGCGACGAAUUCAACGUCGAGGACGACGACGGCAACCCCAUCGAGCAGCCUCGCACCCUAUGCAAGAUACAAUGCUUUGACACCAAGUCUAAACAAGGUCUCGAAGAUUACAAGCGAUCAGUUACAUCAUACAACAAUGCAUUACAAGCUAUCAACUCUAAAGAUGCACAUCAAACAACUCACUUGCCAAUACCAUCGAUAUUUGUUGGCAUCAAUAUAGGUACAGGUACUUCAUUCAUAAAGGAUAUGAAGCUGAUACAGAACAAGACGAUGUUGAUAGAGUGGAGGUCAUCACAGAACUCACAAGAAGUAAUCAAUCAUGCAGUGGAUGCUGUAUCAAACAUAAAGAAACAGAUUGCAUUAAGACAUGCAUGUACAACUGGAAAUGUGGAUGCAUUGGAUGAAGUUAUAAGAGCAGGUGUAUCGAAUGAACAACUAUCACAAGCAUAUCAAGCAGGACAUAAUAUAGUAGUGGACUCAUUGUUGACACAUAAUAGCAAUGCAUUGGUUAUAAGUGGAACGAUAGCAUUGUUGGCAGCGAUUGCAGAGGACCAGCGACGUAAUUCAAAGAAGCUACAGUUGUCAAAGUCGGGAAUGACUCGCUUCCCACUGUCCAUCACGACGAUGGGCCAGCACAUCACCUAUCUGGACGUCAGCGACAAUAAGAUCCGCGAGCUCCCAUCCGACAUCCAACAUAUGCGCGCGCUCAACGUGCUGGUGCUGCGCAACAACCUGCUGGAGAACCUGCCGCUGGAGAUCUGCCACCUGAAGGACCUAAACAUCCUCGAGGUGCACGACAACCCGCUGAGCGAGUUCCCGGCGGCCGUCGCCAACGCGGGCGCCAAGCGUAUCCUGGCGUUCUGUCGCAGCAUCCUCGAGAAGCAGAGCAACGAGUCGUGGAAGAAGGUCAAGCUGAUGUUUGUCGGCCAGGAGGGCGUCGGCAAGACCAGUUUGCUGCAGGCGCUGAUUGGAAGCAAGAAGAAAGAGAAGGGCGCGCAUCAGGUCACAGGUGACACCAUCUCGACCGAGGGCGUCAAGAUCCAGACAGUCAAGAGCAAGGAGAUUGAGUUUAGCGCGUGGGACUUUGGUGGGCAGCAGGUGUUCUACCCGACGCAUCAGUUUUUCCUGACGAGCAGCGCGCUCUAUCUGGUGGUGUUCAACGUGGCCGACCCCAACUGGGCCGAGCGCGUCGAGUAUUGGAUCCGCCAGAUCAAGUCCAUCUGCGACUAUGGCUUCAAGCCAUCGAUCUUCUUUGUGGGUACGCACAUCGAUGUGUGCACGCCCGAGCAACUGCGCGAAGUCGAGACCAUCAUCAACAAGUCGUUCGUCAGCCACUCUAAAUCCAAGAACCCCGUAAGCUUUGUCUGCUGCGGUACUGGCAAGGGAAUCAAGGAGCUCAAGAAGAAGUUGAUCACAGAGGCCGACAAGAGUGGCCUAAUCAAGAAGAAUAUACCUGGUACAUAUUUGCUACUGGAGAGGCGUCUGUCCAAGCGUGGCGCUGGUCUUGGCACUGGCAAGAUGUUGGCAUCCGCUGGCACUGGGCUGGCGGGCGCGGCUGACGACGCGGCAAAUGGCGUCCCUCAACAAGAUCACUACAUCCACUUCUUUGACUAUCAGAAUGAGGCUCGCCAAGCAUUCGUGGCACCCGAGGACCUGGGCGCAGUAACAGACUUUCUUCACAACUUGGGCAUCAUCUUGCAUUACAACACACCUUCGCUACGCAACCUCGUCGUGUUGGACCCACAAUGGCUGGCGGACGUUAUGAGCAGUCUGAUCACAUUCUCUCACAACUGGAUCAAGAAGGGCGUGCUCAAGCACAGCGACCUCGUGUCGGUAUGGGGUGGCCGCUACGAUCCUGCCCUCUGGCCCACGCUACUCAAGAUCCUCGAGAAGUUUGAGGUGGCCUACCAGCUGGAUGGCGGCAAUGACUCUGGCGCACCAGACACACUGAUGGCUGAGGGCCGCUCACUGGUGCCCUCCCUGCUGCCUGAGGAGCCCGAGGGCGAUGUGGGCAAGGUAUUCAAUCGAGAGUGGAUCCCGACAGCCGAGCUCAUCGAAGACAAGCACCCGGUGCACAUCUUUGGCUGCGACUUUAACUUUGAGUUUAUGCCACUGGGCUUCUUUGCUCGACUGUUGCUGCGUAUCCUGCACAUUGGUGGCAUCGAGAUCAAGACAUAUUGGAAGAAUGGCGUGCUGUUAGACAUUAUCAACACAUCACAAAAGCAACAGGCAUUGAUCACAUUCCGCAAGCGCAAGAACUUUGACUCAAAGGAUGCCUACAAGCUCACGAUCGAGAUACGUCUGUUCAACGGUGGCAUCACCGAGGUGGAGCAGAGCUACACGGCCAUUGCAUUCCUUCAGCAGAUCGUCUUUACUGUCGAGUCAUUGUUGGAGAACUUCUACAAGUCACUGCCCAACAUCAAUCGUGUCAUCCCUUGCAGCCACUGUAUCAGUCGCAGUCCACGCGAGGACCCCUUCUACUUUGACCUGAGCAGCUGCAUCAUCGCCAUCCAAGAGGGCAACCCAUUCCUCUACUGUCGCAACGACACCAACAUCCCCGUGCGACUCGACCAGGUGGCCCCAGACCUCGUCAUCAACAAGGUGCCCACAAUGACCGAAGCCGACGUUGAAUGCGAGAAACAGAUUGGCAAGGGUGGAUUUGGUCUCGUGUACAAGGGACGCCUACAGCGCACAGGCGAACCGAUCGCCAUAAAGUCGCUAAUCAUCGAGCCCGACCAAGAGAUGGAGGACACCAUACAGAAGUUCCGCGAGUUCCAGCGCGAGGUCUUUAUCAUGUCGAGUCUGGACCAUCCGAACGUGGUCCGUCUCCACGGUCUGAUGUUCAACCCGCCACGCAUGGUCAUGGAGUUUGUGCCAAUGGGUGAUCUCUAUCACAGACUGCAGCGCACCAAGGAGGAGCCAAUCAAGUGGUCGUUAAAGACACGCAUGAUGUUGGACAUUGCGCGUGGCCUCCAUUAUAUGCAGUCACUGUCGCCACCCGUCAUCCAUCGUGACCUUCGUUCGCCAAACAUCUUUUUGUGCUCAAUGGAUGAGACGGCGCCAGUUGUGGCCAAGGUGGCAGAUUUUGGUCUGAGCCAACAGUCGAUUCACUCGGUGGCAGGUAUCCUGCUGUCGUAUCAAUGGAUGGCACCGGAAGCGAUCAGCACCCAAGAGGAGGGCUACACAGAGAAGGCCGAUACCUACUCAUUCGCCAUGAUCCUAUACGAGAUACUCACUGCCAUGGUGCCCUUUGACGAGUAUGGCACGACACUAAAGAAGCAUCAGGUGAUCAAUGCCAUCAGGACCAAGAAUCUACGUCCGACCCUGCCGCCAAGCGUUCCAGCCAAGUUGCGCAACGUCAUUGAGCUGUGUUGGAGUGGCGACCCAAAGAAUCGUCCGGGCUUCCAGUAUAUUGUAAAGGAGAUUGAAGAACUGCGAGCAGGUAUUGAAACAUUUAACCCACCACCAGCGCCAGGCAGCGGCAAUACUACCAACAACAACAAGCGACCUGCAUUACCAUUGCCUGUGCCAACCACGACCACCACCAACAACACAAUAUCGCCACUGGCUGAUUCAUCGUCGUCAUCAUCAUCGGCUACCAACAAGUCAACACCUCCUCCCACUCGACAACUUCCUCUGCCACAGUCACCGCCACUUUCUCAAUCAACUUCAUCGUUGUUGGCCAACAACCAUCGACGCGGUGGUUUGAAUGGCAGCGGCAGCACCAUCUCGUUGGGCAGCAGCGUUGGUAACAACAGCCCGCCAACACCCCCACACAGACCAAUCAUCCAUCUUCCAGCCAGCAACAACAUUGCCAGACAACAUACAACCACCACGACGUCAACGACUACCACCACCUCUGUUGUAGGUGCAGCGACAUGGAUUAGGAAGAAUCCUAAUCGGUCAGCAUUCGCCAAGAGGACUCUCGCACUCAAACAAACUUACAGACGUAAAUGA
Acytostelium subglobosum LB1 is the source of this 4203-nucleotide messenger RNA. RefSeq lists its product as hypothetical. Gene Ontology annotation, biological process: protein phosphorylation. Gene Ontology annotation, molecular function: protein tyrosine kinase activity; ATP binding. Bases 1 to 4203 code for a protein of 1400 amino acids. NCBI's taxonomy places the organism in Eukaryota, Evosea, Eumycetozoa, Acytosteliales, Acytosteliaceae. The transcript is spliced from 3 exons. The record is from RefSeq and is a predicted model, not a curated record.